Messenger RNA from Oncorhynchus gorbuscha (pink salmon), 5004 nucleotides. RefSeq lists its product as uncharacterized. The transcript has 29 exons. Gene Ontology annotation, biological process: axon guidance. Gene Ontology annotation, cellular component: basement membrane. Lineage: Eukaryota; Metazoa; Chordata; Actinopteri; Salmoniformes; Salmonidae. The record is from RefSeq and is a predicted model, not a curated record. Bases 1 to 5004 code for a protein of 1667 amino acids.
AUGACAGAGUCAGCCGAACUAACGUAUCGGAGGGAAACGCGUUCCGACAGAGUCAGCCGAACCAACGUAUCGGAGGGAAACGCGUUCCGACAGAGUCAGCCGAACCAACGUAUCGGAGGGAAACGCGUUCCGACAGAGUCAGCCGAACCAACGUAUCGGAGGGAAACGCGUUCCGACAGAGUCAGCCGAACUAACGUAUCGGAGGGAAACGCGUUCCGACUGAUGACAGAGUCAGCCGAACUAACGUAUCGGAGGGAAACGCGUUCCGACAGAGUCAGCCGAACCAAGGUAUCGGAGGGAAACGCGUUCCGACAGAGUCAGCCGAACCAACAGUCCAGCCGAACCAACGUAUCGGAGGGAAGCGCGUUCCGACAGAGUCCAGCCGAACCAACGUAUCGGAGGGAAACGCGUUCCGGCAGAGUCAGCCGAACCAACGUAUCGGAGGGAAACGCGUUCGACAGGAAUCAGCCGAACCCGCGUAUCGGAGGAAACGCGUUCCGGCAGAGUCAGCCGAACCAACGUAUCGGAGGAAACGCGUUCCGACUGAUGACAAGAGUCAGCCGAACUAAUAUCGGAGGAAAGCAGCGUUCGACAGAGUCAGCGAACCAACGUAUCGGAGGAAACGUUCCGACUGAUGACAGAGUCCUUGAACCAACGUAUCGGAGGAAGCAUUCCGACAGAGUCAGGCGAACCAACGUAUCGGAGGAAACGCGUUCGACAGAGUCAGCCCGAACCAACGUAUCGGAGGGAACGCGUUCGACAGAGUCAACGAACCAACGUAUCGGAGGAAACGGCGUUCCGACUAACGACAGAGUCAGCCGAACUAACGUGCUCGGAGGAAGCAUUCCGACAGAGUCAGCCGAAACCAACGUAUCGGAGGAAACGCGUUCCGACAGAGUCCAGCCGAACCAACGUAUCGGAGAAAACGCGUUCCGACUGAUGACAGAAAGUCAGCCGAACCCCCAGCGUAUCGGAGGAAACGCGUUCCGACGAGUCAGCCGAACCAGCGUAUGGGAGGGAAGCGCGUUCCGACAGAAGUCAGCCCGAACCAACGUAUCGGAGGACGUUCCGACUGAUGACAGAGUCAGGCGAACCAACGUAUCGGAGGAAACGCAUUCCGACAGAGUCAGCCGAACCAACGUAUCGGAGGAAACGCGUUCCGGCAGAGUCAGCCGAACCAACGUAUCGGAGGAAACGCGUUCCGACAGAGUCAACCCGAACCAACGUAUCGGAGGAAACGCGUUCGACAGAGUCAGCGAGCCAACGUAUCGGAGGGAAAGCGUUCCGACCCCAACGACAGAGUCCUUCGAACUAGCGUAUCGGAGGAACGCAUUCCGACAGAGUCAGCCGAACCAACGUAUCGGAGGGGAAACGCGUUCCGACAGAGUCAGCCGAACCAACGUGCUCGGAGGGAAGCGCGUUCCGACUAGCGACAGAGUCAGCCGAACCCGCGUAUCGGAGAAACGCGUUCCGACAGAGUCAACCGAACCCGCGUAUCGGAGAGGGAAACUCGUUCCGACAGAGUCAGCCGAACCAAUGUAUCGGAGGAAACGCGUUCCGACGGAGUCAGCCAUUCGACCAAUAUCGGAGGAAAGCGUUCCGACAGUCAGCCGAACCAACGUAUCGGAGGGAAACGCGUUCCGACAGAGUCAGCCGAACCAACGUAUCGGAGGGAAACUCGUUCCGACUAACGACAGAGUCAGCCGAACUAACGUAUCGGAGGGAAACUCGUUCCGACUAACGACAGAGUCAGCCGAACCAACGUAUCGGAGGGAAACGCGUUCCGACAGAGUCAGCCGAACCAACGUAUCGGAGGGAAACGCGUUCCGACUAACGACAGAGUCAGCCGAACUAACGUAUCGGAGGGAAAUGCGUUCCGACAGAGUCAGCCGAACCAACGUAUCGGAGGGAAACUCGUUCCGACAGAGUCAGCCGAACCAACCGUGUAACUGUAACCAACACUCGUUUGGCUGUUACUACGACCCCGAGGUCGACCAGAGGAGAGCUAGCAUCAACGUCCAGGGACAGUACAGUGGGGGCGGAGUCUGCAUGGAGUGUCAGCAUCACACCGCUGGUGUCAACUGUGAGCGCUGUAUCCUCACCUACUACAGAUCACCUGACCAUCCCCUGGACUCCCCAUUGGCCUGCUCCCCCUGUGUGUGCCGGCCAGAGUUCACAGAUGGUACCUGUGAGGAUCUGACGGGUCGGUGUUACUGUAAACCCAGCUACACCGGAGAGAACUGUGACACCUGUGCUGAGGGAUACAUUAAAUUCCCAGACUGCUACUCCAUAGCAACCUACCUCAACAACAACAAUAGCAACAGAGAAGCUAAACCUGCCGGAGAAAUCAUCAACUGUGAGUGCAGUGCUGCUGGGACGGAGGGAAACUCCUGCCGUCCUGAUCCGCGUACCCGGACCUGUAUCUGCAAACCCGGCUUCACUGGGGAACACUGUGACAGCUGUGUCCCAGGGUACUACGGACUCAACUGCCAGGCAUGUCGAUGCUCAGGCGCCGGGUGCCAGGGUGGUAGGUGUGAUACGCUGACUGGGCAGUGCCAGUGUCACCAAGGCUUCCAGGGCUACUCAUGUGACCAGUGUGCUCCAGGCUACUUCAACUACCCCCUCUGCCGACUGUGUGGCUGCAGCAGCGUGGGUUCCCUCCCAGAGGGCUGUGAUUGGUCUGGACGGUGUGUGUGUCGUCCAGAGUUCCAGGGACCGCGAUGUGAGCAGUGUAGAUCAGGCUUCCACUCCUACCCCAACUGCCAAGUGUGCACCUGUGAUCCUCACACCUCCCUGGGCUCCAGCUGCAGUGUGUCGGGCCACUGCCACUGCAGACCCUACUACAGCGGCACCGCCUGUGACCAGUGUGCUCCUGGUUUCUACGGCUUCCCCAGCUGCACGCCUUGUCAUUGCUCAAUUGAGGGCUCCAGGUUCAGUAGCUGUGACCAGGUGAGUGGUCAGUGUACCUGUCUACCCAACGUCGUGGGACAGAGGUGUGACACCUGCAGCUCUGGAACCUACGGAUUCCCUCUCUGCCAAGCUGACACAUGUAACCCAGCCGGUUCUGUACAGAACGAGGUCCUGCCAACCGUUGGCUCCUGUGAGUGUCUUCUCUAUGUGGAGGGAGUGGCCUGUGACAGGUGUAAACCCCUGUUCUGGAACCUGUCACCUGACACCGUCUAUGGGUGCUCCAACUGUGAAUGCAACGUUGAAGGGACAAUGGGUGGUGUGGCAGAGUGUGCUCAGAGUAAUGGCCAGUGUCCCUGUAAGCCCAAUGCGUGCGGUGGCACCUGCUCUGUGUGUAAAGAUGGAUUCUUCAACCUGCAGAGUGACAGCUUCUUCGGCUGUCAAGGCUGUCAGUGUGACAUUGGAGGAUCAGUGGGGCAGUCCUGUGGGGAGAGGAACGGGAGAUGUCGCUGCAGACCCAACGUAGAGGGACCCAAGUGUGUAACAGCGUGUAACUGUAACCAACACUCGUUUGGCUGUUACUACGACCCCGAGGUCGACCAGAGGAGAGCUAGCAUCAACGUCCAGGGACAGUACAGUGGGGGCGGAGUCUGCAUGGAGUGUCAGCAUCACACCGCUGGUGUCAACUGUGAGCGCUGUAUCCUCACCUACUACAGAUCACCUGACCAUCCCCUGGACUCCCCAUUGGCCUGCUCCCCCUGUGUGUGCCGGUCAGAGUUCACAGAUGGUACCUGUGAGGAUCUGACGGGUCGGUGUUACUGUAAACCCAGCUACACCGGAGAGAACUGUGACACCUGUGCUGAGGGAUACAUUAACUUCCCAGACUGCUACUCCAUAGCAACCUACCUCAACAACAACAAUAGCAACAGAGAAGCUAAACCUGCCGGAGAAAUCAUCAACUGUGAGUGCAGUGCUGCUGGGACGGAGGGAAACUCCUGCCGUCCUGAUCCGCGUACCCGGACCUGUAUCUGCAAACCCGGCUUCACUGGGGAACACUGUGACAGCUGUGUCCCAGGGUACUACGGACUCAACUGCCAGGCAUGUCGAUGCUCAGGCGCCGGGUGCCAGGGUGGUAGGUGUGAUACGCUGACUGGGCAGUGCCAGUGUCACCAAGGCUUCCAGGGCUACUCAUGUGACCAGUGUGCUCCAGGCUACUUCAACUACCCCCUCUGCCAACUGUGUGGCUGUAGCAGCGUGGGUUCCCUCCCAGAGGGCUGUGAUUGGUCUGGACGGUGUGUGUGUCGUCCAGAGUUCCAGGGACCGCGAUGUGAGCAGUGUAGAUCAGGCUUCCACUCCUACCCCAACUGCCAAGUGUGCACCUGUGAUCCUCACACCUCCCUGGGCUCCAGCUGCAGUGUGUCGGGCCACUGCCAAUGCAGACCCAACUACAGCGGCACCGCCUGUGACCAAUGUGCUCCUGGUUUCUACGGCUUCCCCAGCUGCACUCCUUGUCAGUGCUCAGCUGAGGGCUCCAGGUUCAGUAGCUGUGACCAGGUGAGUGGUCAGUGUACCUGUCUACCCAACGUCGUGGGACAGAGGUGUGACACCUGCAGCUCUGGAACCUACGGAUUCCCUCUCUGCCAAGCUGACACAUGUAACCCAGCCGGUUCUGUACAGAACGAGGUCCUGCCAACCGUUGGCUCCUGUGAGUGUCUUCUCUAUGUGGAGGGAGUGGCCUGUGACAGGUGUAAACCCCUGUUCUGGAACCUGUCACCUGACACCGUCUAUGGGUGCUCCAACUGUGAAUGCAACGUUGAAGGGACAAUGGGUGGUGUGGCAGAGUGUGCUCAGAGUAACGGCCAGUGUCCCUGUAAGCCCAAUGCGUGCGGUGGCACCUGCUCUGUGUGUAAAGAUGGAUUCUUCAACCUGCAGAGUGACAGCUUCUUCGGCUGUCAAGGCUGUCAGUGUGACAUUGGAGGAUCAGUGGGGCAGUCCUGUGGGGAGAGGAACGGGAGAUGUCGCUGCAGACCCAACGUAGAGGGACCCAAGUGUAACAGGCCUCGUCCGGACCACUACUUUCAGACCUGCACCACCUGA